GCGCGCGCCGAGGCCGUACAGCCUGUGUGUGUGUGUGUGUGCGACUGUGUCUCGUCUUAAAACGUGUCUUUUGUCUCCAUGUCAGGCUGAUGGUGAUUGUCUCUCAGUCUGCGUGUUGUUGCCUGUUGCCCGCCGCCUCUUCAUGAAGAUGACGAAGAAGAUGAUGAUGAUGAUGGCGGUGAUGAAGAUGAUGAUGAUGAUGGCAGGUGCUGAAGGAAGAGAACAUCAGGAAGACGCCUGACGCUGCGAUCUCUCGGUGCAGGAGUCGCAUAAGGGAGGAUUGUCUCUUUGUUUUCGCCGUAUUUGUCCAGUAGACGUAAAGGGGCCGAGGAGAAACACAGCGGCGGAACAUCCACACACAAAAUGAGGAUUUGUUCGCUCGUGAGAACCGUUUGUAAUAAUACAAAUAACAGUAACAACAGCGGACAAUAAUUAAAAGCCCAAGGAGCAAGUUAAUUGGUUUAAAGCGGCGCGCCGACUCGGUGAUGUUCUAUUUUGGUGAACGGCUCGUUGAUUAGUGUCAGUGGGCCACAGCAGGCAGAUUAUCAGGCACUGUGCGUGUGUGUGUGUGUGUGUGUGUGGGUCAGAGAAAUAAAGAUGGUGUUCAGGAGCGAGGAGAUGUGCUUGGCGCAAUUGUUCCUGCAGUCUGGCUCUGAAUACGACUGCAUCAGUGAGCUGGGAGAGCUGGGGCUGGUCGAGUUUCGAGAUCUAAACCCAAGUGUCAGCUCAUUUCAGCGGCGCUUCGUCAGCGAAAUCAAGAGGUGUGAGGAGAUGGAGAGAAUUCUGGGUUUCCUACUGAGGGAAAUCCAGAAAGCUCACAUAGCUGUUCCAGAGGAGGAUGAGAGUCCUCUUGCUCCUCCCCCCAGACAAGUCCUGGAGAUAAUGGAGCAGCUCCAGAGGCUGGAGAUGGAGCUCAGCGAGGUGGCGAAGAACAAAGAGAAGCUGCAGCGGAACCUGCUGGAGCUCACCGAGUACACCCACAUGCUGAGGAUCACGCGCACCUUCAUACACAGCCGCUCCAGACACGAGGCUCUCGGUCCCCAGUACGAAGAAUUCCCCACUAUGGAGACAGACUCGGUGACAGGAUGCACUGGGAUGCAAAGACUUGGAGCCAAGCUGGGGUUUGUGUCGGGUCUUAUCCAGCGAGUGAAGGUCGAGGCCUUUGAGCGCAUGCUGUGGAGAGUGUGUAAAGGUUACACCAUCCUCAGCUACGCAGAGGUGGACGAGAACCUGACUGAUAUUGACACGGGUGAGAUCAGCAAAAGUGUCGUGUUUCUCAUCUCUUUUUGGGGAGACCAGAUUGGACAAAAAGUUCAAAAGAUCUGUGACUGUUAUCACUGCCACCUUUACCCACACCCUGAGAAUGACGAGGAAAGGGCAGACAUGGUGGACAGACUGAAGACACGCAUCCAGGACCUCAAUAAUGUGCUGCACCGCACUGAGGAUUACUUGAGGCAGGUUCUGCAGAAAGCCUCAGAGUCGGCCUACGCCUGGGUCGUGCAGGUGAAAAAGAUGAAGGCCAUUUAUCACAUCCUCAAUCUGUGCAGCUUCGACGUCACCAACAAGUGUCUGAUUGCCGAAGUGUGGUGUCCCGUCAGUGACCUGGCAAACCUGCGGGGGGCGCUAGAAGAGGGCUCGAGAAAAGGCGAUGCCACUGUACCGUCCUUCGUGAACCGCAUCCCGAGCACUGACACGCCACCUACUCUGCUAAGAACCAACAAGUUCACGUCUGGCUUUCAGAGCAUCGUGGAGGCGUAUGGGGUGGGGGAUUACCGUGAGGUAAGCCCAGCUCCUUACACCAUCAUCACGUUCCCCUUUCUGUUCGCUGUGAUGUUCGGUGACUUCGGGCACGGCCUCAUAAUGAGUCUCUUUGCCUUGUGGAUGGUGCUGAUGGAGAAAAAGCAGCAGCAGAAGAAGAAGUGCUCCAGUAACGAGAUAUGGGCGACGUUUUUCAACGGGCGCUACAUCAUCCUGAUGAUGGGCCUCUUCUCCGUGUACACCGGGCUCAUUUACAACGACUGUUUCUCCAAGAGUAUCAACAUAUUUGGCUCUCACUGGAGUGUGAAGGCUAUGUUCGCCAAUCAGCAGUGGACAAACAAAACGCUCCAAACUAACGCUUUGCUCACGUUAGACCCGAACAUCAGCGGCGUGUUCAGAGGGCCGUACCCAUUUGGCGUUGAUCCCAUAUGGAACCUGGCGGUGAACCGACUGUCCUUCCUCAACUCCUACAAGAUGAAGAUGUCGGUUAUAAUUGGGGUCAUCCACAUGACCUUUGGAGUGGUGCUGAGCGUCUUCAAUCACUUGCACUUCCGACAGAAAUUAAAUGUACACCUGCUAUUUGUUCCCGAGCUCCUCUUCCUGCUUUGUCUCUUUGGCUACCUGGUUUUCAUGAUUUUCUACAAGUGGUUGGCAUUCGGUGCACGAGACUCCAGCCGGGCCCCCAGCAUACUCAUCCACUUCAUCAGCAUGUUCGGCAUGCAGGGGAAGGACAUCACGCCUCUGUACCCGGGACAGACUGGCAUUCAGAUCUUCUUAGUCGUAAUAGCCAUGCUCUCAGUUCCGGUGAUGCUGCUGGGAAAACCUCUGUACUUGUACUGGUUGUAUCGCGGAGGCAAAGGUCUGCGCGGAUGUGCGGGUUACGAGAGGGUCAGGCACGCGAGCGAGGACGAUAACUCUGCAGCACCGUCGUACGAUGAUGACGAAGAGGAUGGCCUUGAUGAGAUGACCAGCAGAGAAGCUCUUUCCAAAGAGUUUGACUUUGCAGAUGUGUUGCUGUACCAGUCCAUUCACACCAUAGAGUACUGCCUGGGCUGCAUUUCCAACACUGCGUCCUACCUGCGUCUUUGGGCCCUCAGCUUGGCUCAUGCCCAGCUGUCUGAGGUGUUGUGGGCCAUGGUGAUGCGUCUUGGUCUGAGGAUCACGACACGAUUCGGGGUCAUGUUUUUGGUCCCUGUGUUCGGCCUGUUUGCCAUGCUCACCGUGUCCAUCUUACUCGUCAUGGAAGGCUUGUCGGCCUUCCUCCAUGCUCUCCGCCUCCACUGGGUGGAGUUUCAGAACAAGUUCUACCACGGGACUGGUGUCAAGUUUGUACCCUUUGACUUCUCCCUGCUUCCGUCCGUUUUUGAGCAAGACGGCUUGCUUUGAGUCGAACGCGGACCGUGAAGUGCUGGAUAUGAGUUUGAUGCUGGAAGCUGAAACAAUUCACACUGUGAUAGCAAACCUUUUGGGGAGACAGUGGAUUGAAAACUCACUCUUGUAGCAACAUUUUUCACCGUGACGAUUUUUAAAAAGAAAAGUAUAUAUAUAUCUCCGGCUGUGCUGACUGCCUUACUACUAUACCCAGCAAACCUUUAAAUAUACAGAGGUUCAAAACGUUUGUUCUUAUGUUGAAUUUUUAGGGUGAGAUAGUCACACCGGUUAGGGGUUGAUCUGAACGUUUUAAUUUGCAUCGUGCUAUGUAACAUGGUAUUUAAAGAUGAUCUACUCAUGACCACGCCAAGCAUCCUGUUAUAGUGCCAUAGAGAUAUAUUUCUGAUGAUGAUGACGAGGGUGAUGCCUUAGGGUUUUUCAAAAAAGAAGGAAACACAUUUUACUGUAGGUAUAAAAUCUUGAAAAAAAACAUUACAACCCUUUUUGAGGCACAUUGUCACAAAGCACUUUGCAGAAAAUGAUUGUACAUUUUACAGUUCUCAUGAAUGACUGUGACGAUGCCAAAUGAAAAAUAAUCAACUGUUUGCUCUUUGCUUCUUUACUUAUUACCUACCGCGUUUGUUCCCCCCCGUAACGGAUAUAAAUGAUCGAAUACCGCAGACAAAGUCUUUCUUUGGUAAUGUUGCUUAAUCAUAAUUGUUAAAGGUUAUAUAUACGAGACUUUAAAUGUUAAUGAGGCAACGCGGCAACCUCCAUCGCGCGGGGUAACGGCGUCAUGUUGGGCUCUUCUCUGGGUGACUACUGUACUCAGUUGUGCUUCUGGUUGUGUGUGUUUUUUACGUGACAUCCAUUGGCAACGAACACAUAAUAUGUAUAUAUGUAUAACCUUUAAUGAUCAUUGUGUUUAUUUAAAAUGUCAUCUGUACAAGAGUACUUAUUAUAAUAUUUUAUCAUUUUAAUGUUGUUGUUUUGAGAAAUGCAAGCAAAUAAAGGACUCAUGCCCAAA
This is a messenger RNA of Solea senegalensis (Senegalese sole), 4156 nucleotides long. It is a transcript of the gene atp6v0a2a, whose product is annotated as ATPase H+ transporting V0 subunit a2a. The record is from RefSeq and is a predicted model, not a curated record. Gene Ontology annotation, molecular function: proton-transporting ATPase activity, rotational mechanism; ATPase binding. The transcript is spliced from 20 exons. Gene Ontology annotation, biological process: proton transmembrane transport; vacuolar acidification. Gene Ontology annotation, cellular component: vacuolar proton-transporting V-type ATPase complex; vacuolar proton-transporting V-type ATPase, V0 domain; plasma membrane. Lineage: Eukaryota; Metazoa; Chordata; Actinopteri; Pleuronectiformes; Soleidae. Bases 598 to 3144 code for a protein of 848 amino acids.